UACUCCCAUAGGAACAUGUUUCCAGAGAGCUUCAUUCAGGCUUUCUUCGAGCGGUACAAGACUGAGGUUGUUUAUCUUUCAAAAGAUCAAAUUGUAAUCCCAAUGCCGCAGAAUGACAGUGAGAUGCUACUGGUAGGCAGCUAUAUUCCUGAAGCCAACAUUAUUGGACUGAUCAUCUGGUCUUUCACCAUCGGCAUCUUGUUAAUCAGGGUGGGAGACAAUGCAAAAAGCACUCUGAAGCUCAUUCAAAUCAUCAACGAGUCAGUAAAAAUCAUAGUCGUCUGGUUCCUGUGGUAUUUGCCAAUUGGAGUAUUUUUCCUGAUCACAGACAGUGUGUUGGUUGUGGAGGACUGGGGAGAUGCCUUUAAACUCGUGAAGUUUGCAGGAGUGGUUUGUAUGGCACAUGGAUGCUACGCCUUUAUUAUUCUGCCCACGUUUUUUUUUUUGUUAGUCAGACGGAACCCCAUUCACAUCUACAGGAAGAUCUCCAAGGCUAUGAUGACUGCAUUUAUCAUCUCAUCCAGCACCGCCACUCUACCUAUUGCCCUUCAAUGUUGUGAAGAGAACGUGAAGGUCAAUAAGAAACUCCUCCGCCUCAUAUUGCCCAUUACCGUCGGCAUCAAUAUGAACGGGACAACACUGUACGAAGUGAUCGCUUCCAUCUUUAUUACUCAGAUAAAUGACAUCAAGCUGGACAUCAGCCAGAUAAUCGCCAUUUGCUUGUGUAGUGCCUUUGUCACCUUUGGAACUGCAGGGGUCCCAGCAAAAGGAGCUGUGACCACUAUCAUGGUUCUGACAUCUGUGGGACUCCCUGCAAAGGAUGCUGUCCAUCUGGUGGUGUUUGAAUGGCUUCUAGACCACUUCACUACCAUGGUGAAUAUUCUCACAAACAUGAUGGGUGUGAUUGUCAUCCAUUUUUUAUGGGAAGCCGACAUGCUAGCCUUGGAAGAAAGACAAAGGACUGAUAAGGUUCGUUCCAACAAUGACCUCGAGCUGGACUUAACCUGUUUGGAGCCUGAUGACGACCUCAUCCCAUCCGCCUCCUCCCCAUCAGGAUCCAUUUCACCUAAGUGAGGGGAUCGUCUCAGAACCAUAUUAACACCAACAAGCUGAAAUCUCAGGACAGGGACGUCACCAUCCUGGGGUGUCUGAGCUGAUCAUUUCCCUGUUUUCUUAUAGUUGUUGCUAGUUGGAUGGUGUCAUAUCACUUUACUCAUCUGUAUUUAUUUUCCAUUUCACUUUGGUUUUUGCCACUUUUAAAUUAUAUAUUUAUAUGUUCCUAAUCUAUUUAUUUGAAAAUUGUUAAUAAUUAUAAACAUUGUUAUGUGUUUGAAGAUAAUUCAUCUUCAGUAUUCUAGAUUUUAUUGUUAUUUAUCAUUUUUGCAUGUUUACAAUGCAUGGACUUUACCAUUUUUAUGAAUUUUAGCUUUCUCUUUAUAUAAUAGAAAUAUUUCUCCAGUGUUUCCUCUCUAAUCAAUACGAGCUGCCACAGUUCCUUAUCUUCUACAAUUGAUUUCCUCCCACUAAUAAAUCACAUUUGUUUAUUAACAAUA
Messenger RNA from Poecilia latipinna (sailfin molly), 1553 nucleotides. RefSeq names its product excitatory amino acid transporter 3-like. Lineage: Eukaryota; Metazoa; Chordata; Actinopteri; Cyprinodontiformes; Poeciliidae. Gene Ontology annotation, molecular function: neutral L-amino acid transmembrane transporter activity; glutamate:sodium symporter activity; L-glutamate transmembrane transporter activity. The record is from RefSeq and is a predicted model, not a curated record. Gene Ontology annotation, biological process: L-glutamate transmembrane transport. The transcript has 9 exons. Gene Ontology annotation, cellular component: plasma membrane. Bases 16 to 1074 code for a protein of 352 amino acids.